UAAUCGGCGGUAGUACUAACAUGCAGCGGAAAACAUAAUGGCGGCGACAACAUAUAUGUAUUUACCUGAUGAAUGUUGGGAAUGUGUCUUCAAAUUUCUCAACGACGAUGAUGAAGACGACAAAGACAAUAGCUAUUUCAAGUCUCUCUCCCUUGUUUCCAAACAGUUCCUCUCCAUCACCAACCGUCUCCGAUUCUCCGUCUCUAUCGGCUCAAAAAAACACCCUUUCAUCCAUCUUCUAUUUCAAAGAUUUCCAGAUAUCACAUCCCUCACCCUCAAGCGUGGCUUCUGCCAUGAUCCUAAUGCCUUCCGCGGUGAUCACAACACAUUUCUUCAUCAAAUCUCUCGUUACUCUUUGAAACUCUCAUACCUUAAUCUCUCCAGCCAAGUCUUCAUUCCCGCAGAUGGGCUGCGAGUUUUCUCCCAAAAUAUUACAACUUUGACAUCUCUUAAUUGUUCCCACAUGAAUUCUAUCAGGAGCUCUGACAUGUUAUUAAUUGCCGAUUGUUUUCCUUUGCUCCAAGAACUCGAUCUCGGUACAAUUACAAUAUUUCCCUCUCAAGAUAACUUCAUUGAUGGGAUAAAGACUCUUUCGUUGGCACUUUCCAAACUUCGCAAGAUUAAUCUCUCUACUCAUAGAUACAUGACCGACGAAUGUCUUUUUCACUUGUUCAACAACUGUAAGUUUCUCGAAGAGGUGAUCAUAUUUGAUUGUUUUAAUAUUACCAAUGCCGGUAUUGUUUAUGCUCUCUGUGAGAGACCAAAAUUCAAAUCUUUACACUUUACCAAUAGAACAGACAAUUGUUCAAAUUUGUUAGACAUCCUUAGAAACUGUCCUUCACUUAGCAAUAUCAAAAUGAAAUAUCCAUAUCAAUAUAUGUGGGAAGAGAGCGUGGAUAAUUCUAAUUCUUUAAUGGUUGUAAGCCCUCAAUUAGAGACUCUAUGUUUGGCUGGCAAUACAUGGUUAAGUGAUGAAAGCAUCAUAGUAUUUGCUUCCAUUUUCCCCAAUUUACAACUACUUGAUUUAAGUUAUUGCAAAAAGAUAUCUGAAGGUAUUUGUGAAGUUUUAAAGAGAUGUGGUAAAAUUAGGCAUUUGAACUUAUCAUACUGUUCAAAAGUGAAGCUAUUUGGAAUGAACUUUGAAGCUCCUAAAUUGGAGGUGUUAAACUUGUCGCAUACAGGAGUUAAUAAUGCACAACUCCAUAUGAUCUCAAAGAGUUGUCGUGGGCUUUUGCAACUGUCACUUGAACAUUGUUAUUAUGUCUCAAAUACGGGACCGAAACAUGUGGUAGAAAACUGCGUCAAACUAAGAGAGAUUAAUUUGAAAGACUGCCAUAAAGUGCAACCUAAGGUCAUUGCUUCAAUGAUAUUAUCAAGGCCAACAUUGAAAAAGAUAAUUGUUCCACCUCGUUACCGUUUCAAUGAUGGAGAGAGGGAACUCUUGAGGCAUGGAUGUCUUCUUUCUAGCUAA
Molecule: messenger RNA, 1471 nt
Organism: Vicia villosa (hairy vetch)
Lineage: Eukaryota; Viridiplantae; Streptophyta; Magnoliopsida; Fabales; Fabaceae
Product: F-box/LRR-repeat protein 4-like
Exons: 1
Coding region: 38-1471 (477 amino acids)
Biological process (GO): SCF-dependent proteasomal ubiquitin-dependent protein catabolic process
Cellular component (GO): SCF ubiquitin ligase complex
Source: RefSeq, a predicted model, not a curated record